This is a messenger RNA of Phoenix dactylifera (date palm), 2811 nucleotides long. RefSeq names its product pentatricopeptide repeat-containing protein At4g32450, mitochondrial-like. Lineage: Eukaryota; Viridiplantae; Streptophyta; Magnoliopsida; Arecales; Arecaceae. The record is from RefSeq and is a predicted model, not a curated record. Gene Ontology annotation, biological process: RNA modification. Gene Ontology annotation, molecular function: protein binding; RNA binding; zinc ion binding.
UAAUAGCUCCUCCCCCAAAUCUAGGUUUCCGGCCGACACCCAAACUAGGGUUUUUGGAAACACAGGAGGAGAGAGAAGAGAGAGCCUCGUCGAUGCCGAAGAAAGGGGCCUCCGUCAUCGCCAUUAGAUCGCUGUCGGCGCUUGCCAAGGUCAGCUCCUCUUCUCCUCCCCCUCCGCCCUCGCCUCUCCUCUCCCGCCCCUCCUCACGUCCUCUUAGUUCUUCGCAGAAGGACCUCGCGGACGCCGUCAAGGCGUCGCUCUUGGUCCUUCGAUUCCGGAGGCUGAGCACGGCCGUGCAGAGGACCGAUUUCGCCGCCGACCCUCCCGGCGGCGGCGAGCGGGAGGUCGCCGGAGAUUCCCAUCCCGGACUCAGUGUCUCUUACCCGCAGAGCCCGCAUGGGUUCUAUGACGAACACUCUUAUCAGCAGAGAAUCGAUGGUGUUCAUGGAGGAAACCCAAUUCCGAGCCCCGACGGGUACCAACGGUGGAAUCUUGGUGAGGGUUAUGGGGGAAACCCCAAUGGGUUUUAUAGGGGGAACCUUUUGAGACAGGGGGCAGAGCGCUUCCCUAUGAAUUCACAUGAGAAUAAUGGUAGAGUCGUUGGGGAACGCUAUCAAAAACCUGACGGGCAUCAUGGAGGGAAUGUAGGACAGGUGACCCAGAGGAAUCCUGAUGGAUUUUAUAGCCAAGAAUACUAUCAGAAUCUUAACGGGCAUCAGAGAGUGGAUACUAAUGGUUACAACACGGUAGGAACUGGAGAGCCACAUAUGAAUCCCGGUGGGUUCUAUGGAGAAAACCAUGGAGGGUUUCAGCAAGACCCUAACAGGCAAUAUGGUUAUAAUCCAGGGCAAAGUUAUCAAAAUCCCAAUUUUUAUCACAGAGAGAGCCCGAGAGGUGAUAUCCAAGAUAAUAUGCAAAGGGUUUAUGAUGAAAGAGCUGGAGAUAUCCAUCAGAGACCAAAUGGGCAUUAUUUAGAAAGACCUGGGGAUUUUCAGCAGAGCCCAAUGGGGUAUCAAGCCGUGAACCCUGUUAAUCCUCAGCAGAACUCUGCUUUUUUCCAUAGUGAAAUUGGAUAUUCUCAACCAAUGAGUUUUUCCCAAACUAGGGAUGGAUUGCCUGCUAGUGAUUCUUCUGAAACUGGUGAGAGUGGUGGCUAUAAGGGUACUAUUGAUGAGCUUGAUGAAUUCUGCAAAGAAGGGAAGAUGAAAGAAGCUGUGGAAGUUUUGGCUUUACUUGAGAAAAAUGGUGUGGUUGUGGACCUCCAUAGAUAUUUGCAGUUGAUUCAAGCAUGUGGGGAGGCAAGGUCUCUAGAAGAAGCAAGAAUUGUCCAUGAUCAUCUGGCACGGACAAUGGUUCAUGUUGAAGUUGGGGUUCAUAACAAGAUUUUGGAUAUGUAUGCCAAGUGCGGUUCGAUGAUUCAUGCUUACCAAUUGUUUGAGAACAUGCCCCAGCGGAACUUGACAUCUUGGGAUACUAUGAUUAUGGGUCUUUCUAACAAUGGUCUUGGAGAGGAUGCAAUUGAUCUUUUCAGCGAGUUUAAGCAGAAGGGAUUGAGGCCGGAUGGACAAAUGUUUGUCACUAUUUUUGCUGCUUGUGGCAUUCUCGGAGCAGUCGAUGAGGGAAUGUUGCAUUUUGAAUCGAUGCAGAAGGAUUUUGGAAUAUCUCCUUGCAUGGAACAUUAUGUGAGCAUUGUCAGUAUGCUUGGAAGUGCUGGUUACUUGGAUGAAGCUCUUGAGUUUGUUGAACAAAUGCCUGUUGAGCCAAGUGUAGAUGUUUGGGAAACUCUAAUGAAUCUUUGUAGAGUUAAUGGAAAUGUGGAACUUGGGAAUCGAUGUGCAGAAAUUAUUGAGCAGUUGGAUUCUACUUGGCUAGAUGAACAGACUAAGAUUGGUCUUUUGCCUGUGAAAGCUUCAGACCUGGCAAAGGAGAAAGAAAGAAAGAAGGCUAAUCUACUUGAGGUUAGAAGUAGGGUACAUGAGUAUCGGGCCGGGGACAGGUCCCAUCCUGAGCAUGAGAAGAUUUAUGCGCAGAUAAAAGGUUUGGCACCACAAAUGAAGGAGGCUGGCUAUGUUCCAGAGACACGAUUCGUGCUGCAUGACAUUGACCAAGAAUCAAAGGAGGAGGCUUUGCUUUAUCACAGUGAGAGGCUGGCUGUUGCUUAUGGGCUUAUGACUAGCCCUGCACGUUCACCAAUUCGAAUUAUAAAAAAUCUUCGUGUUUGUGGAGAUUGUCAUAAUGCUAUGAAGAUCAUAUCAAAACUUGUUGGCCGUCAACUUAUUGCACGGGAUGCCAAGAGGUUUCACCAUUUCGAGAAUGGGGUCUGUUCUUGCAAGGAUUAUUGGUGAUAUGGAGCAUGAAAUGGAGGGCCAAGGCGCACCUUUUAUUGAUGGAUUAAAGUAUACAAGUGGAGGUACAGUACAGAAAGGAUUAGGCUACAUCUCAAGGACCUAAUAGUCUACUACAAAGCAUCUUCACACUGUGAUGGCUGCUAAGAUUACAGAGAGGCUUCCAAAGAGAUUUCAGGAUGCAUGAUUCUGUGGAAGACACACUUCUGUGAGCUCUGUUGUUGCAUGAAUUUUCUUUUUCUUAUGCUCAACAAAUAGCUAGGACCAGUUGAUCCCAGCCAGCCUGUAAAUCCUUCUGAAUCUUCUGUCUUCUCCAGUCCCGUCACAGAUGAGGUACAUUAGAAAAAUUUACAUUGAUUCGUAGCUUCUUCAACUUUAUCUUUCGCCAUAUAUAGAUGUCAUAUGCAUAUAAAAAAAUUGGAUGUAUGUUAUCUUCCUGUAACUUUUCUAGAAUUCAAAAGGGUGU